AAACCCUUAGGGACCUGGUAUAGACGCGGAAUCUGUUUCACACAACAACUGCUAUUUGAAGGAAAAAAAAAAGAAGCAAAUGAUACCAAGACAAGCUCAUAACAGAGAUCCAAUCAGCAGAUGUGUACGGAUGAAAAUACAGCUUGAAGGCAGGUCUACUCCUCCUCCUGGAAGCCUUCCCUUGACCGAUUCCUCGCUGAGUUCACAGGUAUCAGUCAUUCCCAAGCCUUCAUUUUGGCCAGAUGAAAUGCCUCUUCCCAUGAAGUUUCACCUUGUUCUCUAGCCAAACAUAUUGCCCUCUCUUCUGUGGACUUUUCAUGCCAUUGCACCAGCACAUUCUCAUGUUCCAGAGCAUGCUGGCCUUGUAUCACACUUAUUGAUGUCUGUGGACAUUCCUCUACCUACAAUUGAGAUGAGUCAGAAAACGGCCAAGGAGGGUCCCAGACUCUCCAAAAACCAGAAGUACUCCGAGCACUUCAGCAUACACUGCUGCCCGCCGUUCACCUUCCUCAAUUCCAAGAAGGAGAUAGUGGAUCGGAAAUACAGCAUCUGUAAGAGCGGCUGCUUCUACCAGAAGAAAGAGGAGGACUGGAUCUGCUGCGCCUGCCAAAAGACCAGAACCAGGCGCCGUGCCACGUCCCCUCAGAAGCCCAAGAAACAGCCAGCUGCGCCCCCCGCGGUGGUCAGAGCGCCAGCCAAGCCACGGUCCCCUCCGAGGCCUGAGCGUCAGCCACGGUCCCCUCCGAGGUCUGAGCGUCAGCCACGGUCCCCUCCGAGGUCUGAGCGUCAGCCACGCCCCCGCCCAGAGGUCCGACCACCGCCAGCCAAGCAGCGUCCCCCUCAGAAGUCCAAGCAACAGCAGCGCAGCAGCCCCGUCAGAGGGCCAGGCGCCAGUCGUGGGGGGUCCCCCGUCAAAGCUUCUAGGUUCUGGUAACACCAUCUCUUCCCUUUUGUUCCCCAGCCCUAAGGUUAGUAGCUGCUUCCUGUGUUUACUAACACCGGGCUGUCUCCACGGCCCUUUUCAGCCUUAUUAUCCAACCUGUGUAAUCAACUCCCUCCAUUAAAUCCCCUCUGGUUGAAA
This is a messenger RNA of Mandrillus leucophaeus (drill), 1081 nucleotides long. RefSeq names its product myelin-associated oligodendrocyte basic protein (gene MOBP). The coding region runs from base 380 to 934 and encodes 184 amino acids. Gene Ontology annotation, cellular component: cortical actin cytoskeleton. The transcript is spliced from 6 exons. Gene Ontology annotation, molecular function: actin binding; myosin binding. The record is from RefSeq and is a predicted model, not a curated record. NCBI's taxonomy places the organism in Eukaryota, Metazoa, Chordata, Mammalia, Primates, Cercopithecidae.